AUGAUCAACAAGGAGACCAUAGUCUAUUCAAAUGGCAUAUUCCAUGGUCUUCCAACCUAUCCUAGUACCCCGGAUACGCAAAAUCUAACAGCUCUUGUGGCGGGAGCCACGGGUCUAUCUGGGUAUCACAUGGUCAAAGUCUUAGCUGCGUCACAGCGCUGGAAAAAGAUAUACUGCCUGAGUUCGAGGCCUCCUCCAGAAAACUUCUUUGCUGAUCUUGGAGCUGGCAGUGAGAAAGUCGAGCACGUGACCAUUGACUUUCUUAGACAACCAACCCAGAUUGCAGAAUGUCUUAGCGACAGGAUUAAGCACGUUGAUUACGUGUUUUACUUUUCGUACAAGCAGCCACCUCCCAAAGGUGAUGCCUUGGACCUCUGGGCUCAUGCUGAUGAGCUGGCCAAGAUCAACCUGUCUUUGUUCAAAAAUUUCAUCGGAGGUCUACAGCUAGCAGAGCUAAAACCAAAACGAUUUAUGCUCCAGACAGGAUCGAAACACUACGCGUUUUAUCUUGGCCCGGCGGCAAUUCCAGCUUUCGAAUCCGACCCGCGUGUGACGCUCGAUGAUAACUUCUACUACGCACAAGAAGAUGCCCUCAUCUCUUAUUGCAAACUUAACGGAUCGCAAUGGACAGUAUCACGACCCACAUAUAUAAUCGGAGCAGUUCGUGACGGGUCUCUCAACCAUCUCAUCGGCUUCGGUAUUUACGCUUCGGUACAGGCGUACAUGAAGCAGCCGCUUUUGUUUCCUGGAGACUACCAUGCUUGGGACCGUGAGCAGCACCAGAGCUCGGGGUUAUUGAAUGCUUAUUUCCAGGAGUGGCUUGUUCUGUCUGAAAGCACCGCUGGUGAAGCAUUCAACAUCCAUGAUGGAAAUUCUUUCACUUGGGGACGACUCUGGCCUUAUCUUGCACAAUGGUAUGGCGUCGAGUGGAAUCCUCCAGAGACGGAUGAUUCCAAAUAUCGAACUGUAAAGAUGGCACUUCCAAUAACACCAAGAGGAUAUGGCCCUCAGGCAACAAUGAGGUCGACAUUCAGCCUUCUCGAGUGGUCUUUAAGGCCCGAGGUGGAGCAGGCAUGGAAGGAAAUUGCUCACAAGCAUGACUUGGUGCUAGAUCCAUUUGAUCCUCUUUACCGCGCUCGCAUCUUCUCAUUCUCUGACUCGGCUGUGAUCGGGGACGGCGCAAUGACCUUGAGUAUGCGGAAAGCUCGCAAGCAUGGCUUUUUCGGCACCGUGGACUCUUAUGAGUCCAUAUUCGACUCCCUCAAAGAGCUUGCCAGACUGAAGAUGAUAAUGCCGCCGGUUUUGGGUGAAUUUGUCGAGUAG
This is a messenger RNA of Clonostachys solani, 1323 nucleotides long. The record is from the annotation of a GenBank genome assembly. Lineage: Eukaryota; Fungi; Ascomycota; Sordariomycetes; Hypocreales; Bionectriaceae.